Molecule: messenger RNA, 3848 nt
Organism: Mauremys reevesii (Reeves's turtle)
Lineage: Eukaryota; Metazoa; Chordata; Testudines; Geoemydidae
Gene: FRMD7
Product: FERM domain containing 7
Exons: 14
Coding region: 1-2370 (789 amino acids)
Cellular component (GO): cytoskeleton
Molecular function (GO): cytoskeletal protein binding; guanyl-nucleotide exchange factor activity
Source: RefSeq, a predicted model, not a curated record
AUGCACGAAGGGCUGGAAAGCCUUCAUGACCAUAUCGUCUAUGAGCCGCAUUGUGGAGUUAUCCAGAUUACAGGCAUUGCAUUCCUUUGCUUCCAGACCUCCCUCCAAAGAGAAGUCUGCAUCUGUGUAACAGUGGCUGCAGCCUUCUCCAUCCAGCUGAGAGUGAAAUUGUGUGUGAAAGAGGAGUCAGGGUACCCUGUCUGGCACACAGCGCAGAUUACCAAGACUCCUGCACUUGCUGGCAGCUCAGCUGCGUGCUCAAGGAUGCUGCAUCUGAAAGUCCAGUUCUUGGAUGACUCCCAGAAGAUCUUUGUAGUGGAUCAAAAGUCCUCUGGCAAAGGGUUGUUCAACCUGAGUUGCAGCCACCUGCGCCUGGCGGAGAAGGAAUACUUCGGACUGGAAUUCCAAAGCCAGGCCGGAAACAAUGUUUGGCUGGAGCUUCUAAAACCCAUAACAAAACAGAUGAAAAAUCCUAAGGAGGUUCUUUUCAAAUUUAUGGUGAAAUUUUUCCCAGUGGACCCAGGACAUCUGAGAGAAGAGUUGACAAGGUAUCUCUUUACCCUUCAAAUCAAGAGGGACCUGGCAGGCGGGAGGCUCCCCUGCAGUGAGAACAGUGCCGCUUUGCUGGUGUCACACCUCUUGCAGUCUGAGCUGGGGGACUUUUACGAAGAAACAGAUAAGAAGCACCUGGAGAGCCACCAGUAUUUACCCAACCAGAAAUAUUUAGAUGAUAAGAUCAUGCAUUAUCACCAGAAGCACGUUGGGAAGACGCCAGCUGAGUCGGACGUUCACCUGUUGGACAUAGCCAGGAAGUUAGAAAUGUAUGGGAUUAGACCCCACCCUGCAAGUGAUGGGGAAGGGACGCAGAUCAAUCUGGCUGUCACGCACAUGGGAGUGCUGGUUUUACGGGGGAACACAAAGAUCAACACAUUCAACUGGGCCAAAAUUCGGAAACUGAGUUUUAAGCGGAAACAUUUUCUAAUCAAACUACAUGCAAAUAUCUCUGCUUUGUGCAAGGACACCUUAGAGUUUACCAUGGCAAGCAGAGAUGCAUGCAAAGCGUUUUGGAAGACGUGUGUGGAGUACCAUGCUUUUUUCCGACUCUCCGAAGAACCAAAAUCCAAGCCCAAAGCCCUCCUGUGCAGCAAAGGUUCAAGUUUCCGCUAUAGCGGCAGAACCCAACGGCAGCUGCUGGAGCACGGGCGCAAGGGGAAGCGGACGAGCGCGCCGUUUGAGAGGAAACACUACCCGGCUCGGUACCAUGAAAGGCAGUGCCGCUCGUCCCCGGACCUCCUCACAGACGUGUCCAAACAGGUUGAAGACCUGCGCCUGGCCUACGGCAGCAGAGCCUGUUACCGGAACACCAACGGGGUCCAUGCGUCGGAUCCCAUGCUGGACAGCAGGCGGCGGAAUUCCUCCGUGGAGGUGACGUUCGCAGCGGAGCUGGAGCGCUCCAAGCCUGAAGCUGACCCCAGGCUCCUGCCCCAUUCCAAAAGCAGCUCGGCCUUCCCGUUGGCCUACGCCGAGCUGGAGCUGGAGUGGGAGCCGGCCGACGGCUUUGGGCAGCGCCGCCCGCUGACCUCCUUCCAGCCCAGCCACACGCUCGCUGGAAACAGUAAAAGCACCUCGGUUGGCAACAUGCGGGAGGUCACCUCCAGGCAGCUGAGCUACACAGAUGUGCCCUACGUCCCUUCCGCCAGCCAGCCGCUGGAGACGACGGCUCCGCAAGUGUUCUUCUACGUGGACAGGCCUCCCCUGGGACCACGCCUCACGCCAGCCGCCGCCGAGGAAGCAGGGAGGGGGCUGAGUGGCCCUGGCCCCAUGUCAAUGAAACCUCCCAAGAGAUGGCCAGGCCCGGCCUGGAUGAAGGAGCUGCAGCCCGAGGCCUUGCCCAGGACUUGCUGUGUUAACAGGCACCUGGAAGAGGAGAGCAGAGCCCUGGCUGGGGCUUUUGACUACAGCAUUCAAGAGCAACUGCCCAGAAGAUCCUGGAGCCAGUCCGAUAUGAAAACCAUCCAUUUCCCAUCUGGGUCGGAGUUCAGGCCGCUGGGCCCUUGCCCUGCUCUGAGCAGUAGAAAAGCGAGUAUCUUACGGUCCGUGCUCGCCCAGCAAGGGCUGUCCAACCCCACCGCAGCUCCACGCCCGGCCGAACGCGGCGUGACCAGCGGGACCGAGUCCAGCGACUCCGACCCGGAUCUCCUGAACGCUGAUUACUACUCUCUGUAUGGCCGGGUAGGAAAGUCGCCCCUGGCCCGGGUGCGUCUGUCCUCGGGCAGCCUCCAGCUGGAGGAGGAGGAUGAAGAGGUGUCCUUUGCGACAAGCAGCGCAGAAGCAAGGACUUCAAUGGGCAGGUCCAGUUAUUUCACGUAACCGUCUCCAAUUGGCUUGAGCGCGCAGAGAUUUCCAAAGCCAGCUUGAAGGAACAGGAAAGUCAUUUUUGUGUGGUGCUGCUCCCUCCUCCUUGCUAAGCGUUGUGACGGGCUAGUGUUGCGUGAGUACAAUCAGCUGUAGAGACUGUGUUAAUGGACGACAGGGGAGCUCUAGGACAUAAAGAUCUAGGCAACAGGCAAGAAAAAAGUAGCCAACAGCGGGCACCCCAGCAAAAUCUCCUACAUCGAGGUUCUCAACCAACUGGGGGUCAGCUAGUCACGUCCACUGGGCUCACCCCAACUGCGAAAUGGCAAGCAAGUGCCAGUCAGUUCAUGGCUACUGGGGAGCAAGGGUCCUGAUGCAUGAAAGGUGGAGAACCACUGUCUGACAGCACGGCCACAGAAACGUCACCUCCGUGCUCCUCCGCGAGGGCAUAGAUUAAAUGAAAGCUGCUAAAAUGUCUGUUUCUAAGGGCGAGAGAGCGAGACCCCCAAGCUGGCCCGAAUGCCACUGGGAGCCGGUUUGGGAAGACUGGUGAGUGCGCUAAGUGAACGUUUGUUAUGGCAGCUCCAUAUGCCCCAGCUCCUGAUCACAAUGGAACCCACUCUGUGACACCAACCGCUUGGAUUUUGACGCUGCCACAUAAUUCACGCUGGCGAGGAGCGCCUCUCUUCUCACCAAGGCUGGUGCAGCAGAGAGCCUCGGCCAAGCCUCUAGCCAGGUUGGCUCCAGUACGUUGGGGUUGCAGCCCAGUGUGUUGGCCACCGGCAUCCAGAUUUGUGUAGGGAGCGAAUGCCGCCUUUUCCCCAGCCAGAGCAUCUUCCGCCAAAGACGCUGCCGAGACACAGAUUUUGUACGUCUGUUUGUCAGUCGUUUGUGGUGGCUGCCCUGCAGGCUGCCCCCACCUGCGGUGAGGCGGGAAGGUACUUCCCAUUACAACUGACCGUGUCUUUGCCACUCACGUCCACCUCUCUCCUUCCUUCCGCUAAGGGACAGCCUGUGGCCAUACAAGCACUGCCUGGUGUGGGCCCAAACCUGGGAGGAGACACACGUUGAGCUCCCAGAGACAUAGGCUUCUCGAGCCCUCAAUUCAAGAGACCGGGGCGGAAUCACUGAGGGGAAGGCGAGAACACUUCAGGCUGGCUGAACCGUCCCGCCCGUCAGUAGUGAAUGGACCAGCCGACGCACAAACACGGCGCUCACCUGGAAUAACCUGUAACGGGGGAGUGCUGUGCAGCCGGACAGGCUCCCAGUGGCACGCCCAAGUUGCAAAGUAAGACACUGUGGUUACUAGAGAAGGCCCAAAAAAAAAGGAACAUAUUUUUGCAAAAAAAUGUUGCCUUUUUGUGUGUGGAAAAAUUUCAGAUAUUGAUGUUUUCUGACCAGCUUUUGUAUUUACCAACCACAGGGCCAGGAAAGUGGCAAUACUUGGUCUGAACCUGGUAUUUUAGUUGUUAAAACAUCUAAUUUUCCCUGAA